GGGGGCACGUGUGACCUGUGAGCCCUGCUGGGGCAGGAGCAGGACGGGGCAGGGGAGAACCCUUUGUUAAGGGCUAAGAAGUGAAAUGUUCCCACGGUGCGACCUGACACCUUCGGGUUCGGCUCCAGAUAGUCUCCCCCGGUGGGGCCCCGUCCUGGCUGGGAUGAGAUGGAAUGUGACCUCGCUUUAGCCUGGUGAGAAAAAAAAAAGAAGUCCUGCCUUCCCUGCCCUCCCUUCCCCUUCCUUCUUUCUUUCCCCUUCCCUGCCGCCUCGCGCGGGCCGGGCGGGGCCAGGCGGAGUCUUCCUCCCUCGACGGGAUCCGCCGCUGCCGUCGCUUCUCGCCGGAGCCGGAGCCCGAGUCGGAGCCGGGCAGCGCCGCAGGAUGGGCCUCCCCGACCUCACAGGUGCUGCCGCCGCCCUUCCCAAGCACAUCCUGGACGUCUGGGUCAUCGUCUUAAUCAUCCUGGCCACCAUCCUGGUCAUGACGGCCCUGGUGCUCUGCCCGGCCACCGCCGUCAUCAUCUACCGCGUGCGAACUCACCCCACGCGCAACGGCGUCGUGUGAGCUGUGGGCACCGGGCACGGCCGGCCUGCUGGGCAGGGGGCUGCAGCCAUGGGACCCUGUGCCAGGGACCCCGCAGAGCCUGAUGGGGCACCCUGAGAGCUGGAGGGACAG
This is a messenger RNA of Empidonax traillii (willow flycatcher), 676 nucleotides long. RefSeq names its product small integral membrane protein 3 (gene SMIM3). The record is from RefSeq and is a predicted model, not a curated record. The transcript is spliced from 2 exons. Lineage: Eukaryota; Metazoa; Chordata; Aves; Passeriformes; Tyrannidae. The coding region runs from base 383 to 565 and encodes 60 amino acids.